This is a messenger RNA of Triticum aestivum (bread wheat), 903 nucleotides long. RefSeq names its product ervatamin-B. NCBI's taxonomy places the organism in Eukaryota, Viridiplantae, Streptophyta, Magnoliopsida, Poales, Poaceae. Gene Ontology annotation, biological process: proteolysis. Gene Ontology annotation, molecular function: cysteine-type peptidase activity. The record is from RefSeq and is a predicted model, not a curated record.
UCCAGCAGUUCACCGGGCUCAACACCACCAGCUUGAAUGCCACGUCACCCACCUACCUCCCCUACCACUCCUUCAAGCCCUGCUGCGUUGACUGGCGCUCCAGUGGCGCUGUCACCGGCGUCAAGAAUCAAGGCACUUGUGGAUCGUGCUGGGCAUUCGCGGCGGUGGCGGCCAUCGAAGGCAUGAACAAGAUUAGGACAGGGGAGCUGGUGUCGCUGUCCGAGCAGGAACUCGUGGACUGCGACACCGGGAGCAGCGGCUGCGGCGGCGGCCACUCAGACUCGGCUAUGGCCCUCGUGGCCGCCCGUGGUGGCAUCACGUCGGAGGAGAAGUACCCCUACGCCGGAUUCCAGGGAAAGUGCGACGUGGACAAGCUGCUGUUCGACCACCAAGCGUCCGUCAAGGGCUUCAAGGCCGUGCCACCCAACAACGAAGCUCAGCUGGCGAUCGCUGUAGCCAUGCAGCCCGUGACGGCGUACAUUGACGCCAGCGGUUUUGAGUUCCAGUUCUACUCCGGCGGCAUCUACCGUGGCCCCUGCUCCGCCAAUGUGAACCACGCCGUCACCAUCGUCGGCUACUGCGAGGGUCCCGCCGAGGGAGACAAGUACUGGAUUGCCAAGAACUCGUGGAGCAACGACUGGGGUGAACAAGGAUAUGUCUACCUCGCAAAGGACGUGCCCUCGUCCACGGGCACAUGUGGCCUUGCCACCUCGCCCUUCUACCCCACGGCUUGACCACAGGCAGCACUAUGUGUGAUAUCUAAGGAAUUGCUUCCGUUUCGUUGUGAUAAUGCAAAAUUAUUUUUUUACUAUACCUCCCUUUAAUUUGAUCAAUCAGUAGACCAUGCGUGUAAUAGCAUGCCCCGAGAGUAAUAAAUUUUCGAGUGAAUUACACCUUUUUACA